CUUAACGAGUAACGUCACUCUUGCGCGCCGAAAGUCAUGUCUACAACAACACAGAUGGCGAACGGGAGAGCCGAGAAUAUGUUCCAAUCCGCGGUAAAACCAGUUUUAAAUGACCAAAAACACAUCGAAACAAGUCAUUGACAACAGUCAAGAUGGCUCGCGCUAGCCAUGUUGAAUAAACUUCUCUAUUCUCUGCCAUUCUCCGCUCACGCUAAUUACUUGUCGCUUUAACAACGUCACGUCUGCCCGUCGCUGAUUGGUCCACUCCACUGUCUGUUUGCUGUGGCUUGCUCCGCCCUCGGAAUUUGAUCCGCCGGACGGUCGCCAGACUCAAUCGCUGGAAGAGCGGUGAGUCUGGUAUACCAGGCAACUUGUAUAGCGUAAUCCAAUUUUUUUUUAUUUUAUUCCACGGACGGCAUGGAGGUUUCCCCAGCUGCUGCAGUUAUCUGAGUCUGACGAUGAUGAGUCAGGUCAAUGUGCGAAUGCACGCAGCAAAGCAAAAUGCCUGGAACCAUUUAUUCGUUCAACUGGCUGACAUACUGACAUGUGAUCAGCAGAGAUAGUUAGCUCUGAUUGGUUCAAAUGUGCAUGUUUUCUGGAAAGGCAAAAAAAACAAAAACAAUUGUUUAAUUGAUGCGACAAAAAGCCCAAAUCUUUAAGAGCAACGAAAGAGUUGAGGAGGCUUAUUUAUCAUAUUUAGUUUUAUUUCCUCUGAUAGGGAGGUUCAGAACAUCUUAGCUGUGAAUGUGCACUUUGGACUUAUAUAUUUUUUUCAUUUAUGUUAGGCCAAUUAUUCAUUUCCUUAUGAUAAAAAAAAUGUUUGUGCGAUCUUCUAAAUAUAUUCCAUUUCACUCUGCACAAUAUAAAUCAUUUGUACUUACUUCUCUGAAUGUAUGCAACUUAUGUCUUUAUUAUUAAAAAAAAAAAAAGUAAAUGUUUACAUUAACUUCAAUUUAAAUAUACAUCCAAUGUUCUUAAGUAGGUAAAGUUGAGAUUUGGCAUUUAAUAUGUGAGGAAAUGAGGGAAAAUAAAAAUUAGGAGAUGGAGGUUGGGGUUAUUGCUGUUUUUCUUUUAUUUAUUUUAUUUUGCAAAUCAUUGAAAAAAUACAAUUUUGAAUGAAAAUCCGUUUUUGUAUGUGUUAAAGAAAUAACGGUGCUAAAACAGUUUUCUUUGCAUUUACGUCGGGGAAUUCCGGCAAGAAAUUCUAGCCACUUUCACCCCUGGUUAGGAGUAUUGCACUAGUCUAAAUUCCAAGUUUGUGGAUAAGUUUAAUUCAUUGGCUGCCGCUGACAGCAAUAGACCCUACGCAUCUACGUCACAAAAUGACGUGUCGCUGUAUUCGGCCGCCAUAUUGUUCCUAUUUUUUAGACCUCAUUGUUUUCAAUUAGUCGUGCAAGUUAUAGAGCAAUUCAUGGAAGCCCCGGUGUUAUCUGACGCUGUGGAUUGAUGCGUUGAUGUGCAUUGGAUGCGUUGCAUAAAAGGCGUUAAGUGGAAAAGCUUCAGUUUAUCUAUUCGCCAGAUCAGUAUUUGAUGCCUAAAUCGAUGUUUUUCGACCCGCUGUCUUCGCCAUCUUUGCCUGACCCUGAUAUUUACAACUAUCUUGUCCACACAAAAUCAGCCUAUUCUCACGAAAGUUUGAAAAACUUUAAGAGCUUGGAGGCUUAUAAAUGCUACGUUGCUGGUUGGGUGAAACAGGUCCUCGUACACGAAAAUUCGGCAGGAAUCUUGUGCUCGGAAGGUGAGUUACGAAAUUUUCAAUUCAAAAUCUUUUGUUCUUGCUAACAUCCACUGUCAAGUCUAAUGUAUUUCAUGUCAUUUGUCAAUGGAGCUAGGGCUUUUAAUGUUUAUAUGGUUUAGCGAUAGGACUCUCACUACAUACAUAUAUAAUAUGUAAUAAAUAUGAAGUGCGAUAGCACUACUCCAGAUUGUCCCUAGUUGAAUUUAUUUUUUGGCUUUUGACCUCAAUAGUGAAAUUGUAAAUUAAUUGUAUGACAACUGUCUGAUUAUCCCCUUAUAAUUAUAUAUUUUCAGGUAGUUCAUUCACAACGUCUGAGUGUAUGUUGUCGGCGAUUAGCCUAGCAAUGAUCUUAAUUGUGGUUGUCAGCCCAAAACCCUCUAAAUAUAUAUUAAAUGCAUCUUACCAGAUAUAAAAUGACUACUACAUAAUCUGUGGUAGUCGUUUGGAGCCCAGUAUUCUCGUCGAAUUGCAGCAGUCAAUCUCGGUCUCCUCUCCGGGUCUCUCGGAAUACGGUAAAACUUCAAGUCUCUCCGUCUAUCUUCUCUGUUUUUGCAACCGACCGCCACACACGACUUCACCAUUUUGAUUAUUAAUGUUAACGAGCAGAAAAACACGCCAUAAUAGCAGGAAUUUACGAAGCGCUAAUGCAUUAACAUGACGAGUAUACGGACAACAUGGCGCGGGGGCGUGGCUGUGACGUCACGUGAGUAGGUUCUAUAGACGUCCCAUCCAUCUUUAAAUGGGAGGACUGAAAGAACCCAGUUCGAAACGGAUGGGACGCCAUGCGUUUUUUUGUUUGUUUGUUCUAAAUUCUGCAUAACAUUUUGCAGCACAUGGGCUGGUGGUGACCCUACCCACCGUUGAUGGAGUGAACACGCCCUUUUCAUGAAUAAUACUCAAGGAGGAGGAGGAAGGAGGAGGUGGUGAUGUCUCUUUAAGAAGUACUUCUGGAGCAACAAUCUCUCUCACACACAUACACACGCACAUACUAGUCAUCGGACCUGUCAAUCACCCCGGCGGCGCCCUUUGAUGUCGGGGGUCCUCGUCUUGUCCUGCUUACUCUUGCAGGAGAACAUCAGUCCUCCACCAGGCGGCCGCGGGGACGCCACGGAAUAACUUUUUCCCUCUUCUUCUGGACUUUUAAAGAGGACAACUCAGCAGAUUUGUCGUCUCUUUUUCGACUUUUCAUUGCUUUGAUCUUAUUGGACAGACUUACACGGGAACAAAAACUGUCCCUGGAAUCCCGCACGUCGACAUGCCUCAGCAUGGGGGGGACGACCUGGGAGCCACAGACGAGAUGAUCGCCUUCAAGGACGAAGGAGAGCAGGAGGAGAAGGUCCACCAGGAGUGCGCCUUCACCGAACAGGACCUGGCUGACCUCAAGUCGUCGCUGGUCAACGAGUCCGAGAUUCACCAACACAGCCCGGGCGGUCACGGCGCCUCCUCUACGGUGAGACGGGGGCAGCCCGAGCAACAGCGGGUCUUCCCGGACAAGCACAGGGAGCUCGACGCCGCGUCCAAGCAGCAAGACGUGUACAAGACAGCUGGGUACCCCGGGUACCCUUUCCUUAUGCUGCCGGACCCCUACCUCCCCAACGGCUCUGUGUCGCCAACGUCUAACAAAGUGUCUGUGGUGCAACAGUCCCACGGCAUGCAUCCGCUCACGACGCUGCUGCCCUACGGCAACGAGCAUUUCGGGAGCAGCCCUCCGCACCUUCCCGCCGACAUGAGCCAGAAGACUGGCGUUCACAGGCAUCAAUCACAGGACCUUUCAGGAUACUACCCUCUGCCUGCAGGUGGUGUUGGACAGAUCACGCCCUCUAUGGGAUGGCAGAAGCAGAGGGCAUAUCCUGCCUCUCUGCCCCAGAGCAGUUUCCGACCAUCUUUCCCCUCCGGCCUCCCAACUGCCUCGUCCUACUCCGGGUGCUGCAGCAGGUUCUCUCACUCUCUGGUGCUGGGCCCAUCCGGCAUGCACCCCACGGGUAUCCCGCACCCCGCCAUAGUGCCCCCUUCGGGCAAGCAGGAGCAUGAGCAUUAUGACAGGGGCAUGUACGUGAAGCCGCACUUGGAGGCCAAGCGGGAGAAGGAGCCCAAGAAGCCCGUCAUCAAGAAGCCUCUCAAUGCUUUCAUGCUCUACAUGAAGGAGAUGAGGGCCAAAGUCAUCGCAGAGUGCACACUCAAGGAGAGCGCCGCUAUCAACCAGAUACUCGGACGGAGGUGGCACGCGCUGACCCGCGAGGAGCAGGCGAAAUACUACGAGCUGGCGCGCAAGGAGAGACAACUGCACAUGCAACUGUACCCCACCUGGUCGGCACGAGACAACUACGAGGCGGCAGGCGAAAAGAAUAAAGCUGAUUGGGGAAAGAAGAAGAGGAGGAAAAGGGAGAAGCAGCAGGACUCCAAUGCAGAGCCAGGCUCCCCCAAGAAAUGUCGAGCUCGCUUUGGCCUCAAGCAGCAGACAGAUUGGUGCGGUCCCUGCAGGAGGAAGAAGAAGUGCGUUCGCUACCUUCAAGGAGGAGGCGACUGCGCGAGCCCAACUUGUUCACAUUUAAGCGCCGUCGACUCUACGCCGCCGCCCUCACGCGGACCCCACUUCCGCCCACAGCAUCGGCGCCCCUCUCGCCCCCCUCCAUACGCGGCCCUGGGCCGACAACACCAGCUGUCGGCCGCGUGACUCGGACGCCGCUCGCUUUCCUCGGCGUACGGGAGGGAAAAAAAUGAUUACUAAAUGUGCGUAGCAGGGAGAUGUGUGAUUCAUAAAAAGAAUAAAUAAAAACCUAACUUCAAAGUCCACACAAACACAAAUGUUAGCCUAAUAGCAUAAUCGCCUGUUACUUUUUUGGCCAAAGCAGAAGAAUCGUUCAAAUUGAUGUAAACCAAUUACGCCCUGAGGCUAACGAAAUAUUCUUUAAAAUACUUUUUCUAUUUGUAAGAAAUUAACUCAGCACAAAAAUUAUAUUAGUACAUUUUUGCAUGCAAACAGGAAACUUUUGUAGCUAAAAUGGACAUGAUCUUGUACAUGAAUACAUGUUUUCCUCGUUUCAGACGGGAAACAUUUUUUUGAAUAAAAAUAAAAGGAAAAUCUGGAGAGAAAAAGUCAUUCAAAGACAUCAAAGUUGUCUUUUUGUCUGUCAAAAAAUUCUUGAAAAAUGACAAAACAACUUUAUAUCAAAUAAAUAUUCCUGAGAAAUCUAUUUUUUAAUGGAAAAGAAACAAACUUUUCCAAAGCUACAAAAAAAAUAUUUUAUUAAUUUUAUUUGAACUCAAAAGUAAUCUGUUUCGUAUCCAUUUAUAUUAAAAAAAAAAAAAAAACAACAACAACAACAACAAAAAACUAUAUAAUAUACUAUGAAAUAAUUUCCUUUAACAAUAAAUAUAGUUUUGGGGCGGUCAAAAUUGCGAGAGGAAAAGUCACAUUUCCUACCAUUUAACAAGAACAAAUUAAAUUAUUUAAAUUGGUUUAUUGUGCAAAAAUUAAAUGAUAAUCAAAUACUGUAUGACUUUUUGGGGGUCGGGGGGUUAACAACUGUUACAAUAUGUACUGUAUAUUUGAUUAACUUUAUACUAUUGACUCUACAAUUGAUUUGACUGGUUGGAGCGCCCCGAGGUGGUUUGGCAUGCAUACGACAACCUCAAUGCAUAAUUUGUGUUUUGAAAAAACUAUUUUGUGUCUGUGUGGACUUUUGGAUUCUCUUCAUCUCUUGGCAUUUGAUCAAAUCUUACAACUAUUUUAGGCACUUUCACUCAUAAUUGUCGUAAUUUGUCUUAUUUACAAGUUUUGAAACAUUGGCGGCCGAACCUGGGAGGGAUUUUUUUUUCUUUUUGCUUUGUAAAACUAUCUCUGAGGUGACCAAAUGGGUACUAUUAUAUGUUGUAAAGGUUUUUUUUUAUAUAAAUGUUGGAAAGUUUCUGUAGUUAUGCUCAUCUUUUUUUAAGUUUGUUUUAAAAAAAAAAAAAAAUGAAAUUGAUCAAAAACAUUUUGUUGUGUGUGCACCAGAAAGCUUUAUUUUCAAGUGUUUUGUUCUUGUUGCAAGUUCUCAUUCCUUCAAUGUUGCUUUUUAACAUGCCACUC
Corythoichthys intestinalis (scribbled pipefish) is the source of this 5810-nucleotide messenger RNA. It is a transcript of the gene tcf7, whose product is annotated as transcription factor 7. Gene Ontology annotation, molecular function: DNA-binding transcription factor activity, RNA polymerase II-specific; RNA polymerase II cis-regulatory region sequence-specific DNA binding. The record is from RefSeq and is a predicted model, not a curated record. Gene Ontology annotation, biological process: regulation of transcription by RNA polymerase II; canonical Wnt signaling pathway. Gene Ontology annotation, cellular component: beta-catenin-TCF complex; chromatin. Lineage: Eukaryota; Metazoa; Chordata; Actinopteri; Syngnathiformes; Syngnathidae.